AUGUGGAAAAAUGUUUACCGAAUACAACUGACAGUUGAAGGAGUAACUCGGCUUAAAAAUUGCUUUCCUAAUAGAGUAAUUCAUAUGCAAGCAAUUUAUUAUGAAGAUAUUCUUAAAUCAAGAUCAAUUCAGCCAGAAAGAAGCAAAUUAGGUGUACCUAAAUUAAAGAUAUUAGCUUUUCAAAAAGAGCUUAAGGAAUCGACCAAAAAUAAAAAAAUAACAGAACGCAUACAAACCUUAAAUUUAGAAUUUCAAUCAAAUGCUAAAGGAUCCACCAAUAUUGUAGCACAAAAUGAAUCACAAAAUACACAUGAAUCACGUAAACGUAAACGAAAAGCUAAACGAAUUCCUAAUUCAGAAGAAGAAAGCCUUUUAGAACCUUUAAUUUUGAGUCAAAAUGAACUAACAAAUGAACAAAUGAAAGAAAAAUUGAAUACCUUGUCGAAUGAAUAG
Molecule: messenger RNA, 453 nt
Organism: Funneliformis caledonium
Lineage: Eukaryota; Fungi; Glomeromycota; Glomeromycetes; Glomerales; Glomeraceae
Source: the annotation of a GenBank genome assembly